CGACGCAUCUUGGUGAAGACUUCUCAUCAGCGUCCAGCUUAUACUUUGUUUUGACAGCCCACCAAUGUUGCAACAUGGAACAUUUACAAUUGAACCUGUCGUCACUGGGAAUUAUAUGUAGACACAUUAAUAACAACAACCAACUCCGCCAAUAUCUCUCAAAACAGAUAUGGAGUCAGCAGGACAGGCAGCACAUUCUGGAGUGUUUGGCCCAGCUUCUGUUGGAGAAGGAUUACACUUUGAUAGUUGCCAGACACCUGCGACCACUGGUCCUGGAUUUGUUGGAGCGGAAUGCAGAGAGAGUUAAGACAAAUGGAAGCACCAGCCAUGAUCUCCAUGAACGCCUCUGUGUGGCUCUCAGUAAACUUAUUGGCUUCAACCCUGAUGCAAAGUCGUUUGCUGCAAGGUACUUCAGCGACGCCCCUCCAGUGUUUCAGAGACUCUUCUUUACCAGUGAAGAGGCAUCAGCGGUCCAGUAUGGUCCAAGGCGGAUGAAACUGCGUGACCUCAUGGCUGCAACUCUUUGCUUCCUCAAGAGUGAUUCUGCCAAGUUUGGACUACUCUGGGACUGGAGUCCAUGUGUUUCCCUGCUGCUCACAAGAGAUGUCAUGGUUCGAGGAUACACUGCUAAUUGUUUAGCAUUGGUUUCUCGUAUGACUGAUCAGCAGAAAACAACCUUCCUGACAAAAGCACUGACAAGUGAUGAAAUUCUUCAAAUGAAAAUCAAGUCCUUUGAAGAAACCCAGCUGACUGAUGUAGACAAAGCCCUGGUAUUAGCCAAUCAAGGCUCUGCAAUAUGGCACAAGGAAAAAAAGAAGUAUACCCAGUGCCAAGUGGUAUCAGAGGACUUGUCUCGAAAUGUUGUGGCAAUCUGUGGUGUUUUGCUGCCCAAAAUUGCUCCAAAAGAGGCUGUGCAGGAUAUGGUGCUAGUGGACUCAACCAGUCUCAAUCUGAGAAGAUUGGCUUUGGCUGUGGCGUCCCAGAAGCCUGUGCUCCUAGAGGGGCCUAUCGGAUGUGGUAAAACUGCCCUGGUGGAGAUUAUGGCUGCCCAUACAGGUCAUGCAAAAACUACAAACUUUCUGAAGGUUCAGCUUGGGGAUCAAACAGAUAGUAAGCUUCUGCUUGGUAUGUAUCGAUGCACUGACAUACCAGGAAAGUUCAUAUGGCAGCCAGGAACUCUGACACAGGCUGUGACUAAAGGAAUGUGGAUUUUGUUGGAAGACAUUGAUCAUGCACCACUAGAUGUGGUAUCUGUCCUCCUUCCAUUAAUGGAGAAUAAAAAGUUAAUGAUUCCAGGACGGGAGGAUAGCAUUGACAUAUCCCCUGGAUUUCAGUUCUUUGCAACAAGAAGGAUGAACUACAGUGAUGGCGGUUGGCACAAACCACCACACUCCAAUGCAGCUUUACUUGAUAAGUACUGGACAAAGCUGCAGAUUGGUAACAUGACUAGAGAAGAGCUGAAAAUGGUGGUAAUCAACAAGUAUCCAACACUGACAAUGGUGGCAGAUCGUCUCUUGGAUAUUUACUGCCUCCUGACGGGUGAGAGACAUUUAGACCCGUUGUUACAUCAAAACUCCCGAGAAAGCCUUCAGUGCAAGUCUGAGGAGAGACCCACAAAGCUGGAGGGCAGAGCACUGUCUCUAAGGGAUUUACUGAAAUGGUGUGAGAGGAUCAGUGUCGAUUUUGACAGCACGUCUCCAACUACAGCACAGCAUGUCUUCCAAGAGGCUCUUGACUGCUUCACAGCAAUGAUGUCUCAUCCGGAAAGCCAACUGCAGAUGGCUGAGAUAAUUGGAAGCAAACUUAAUAUCUCCAAAGAAAAGGUUCAGCACUUCUGCCAGAUGUAUCAGCCUGCCGUAUCGCUGACUGAAAAUGAGGUCUUGGUGGGUCGAGUGACUCUGGUUCGAAAGCAGACUGAAACAGUGCAGCUGAGUGUCAGUGAUAAUCACACGUUUGCUGCCACUCGACCAGCUGCGGUACUCCUGGAGCGACUGGCCCUUUGCGUUGCAAAGCAGGAGCCUGUUCUCCUAGUGGGAGAGACGGGAACGGGAAAGACAACAACUGUUCAACACCUGGCCAGAGUAACAGGACAUAAGUUGAUGGUUGUAAACAUGAACCAACAAAGUGACACUGCUGACCUACUUGGUGGGUACAAGCCAGUAGACCACAAGCAGAUAUUAAUCCCACUGCGGGAGGCCUUUGAAGACUUGUUCUCCCAGACCUACUCCAGGUCGCAAAACCUCACAUUUUUAGGCCAUAUGCAAACAUGCUUCAGGGAGAGGCGUUGGCAUGACCUGCUCAAACUCAUGGACCAUGUCUGCAAAUCCUUCCUCGCUAAAGAUUUGCAAGAUGACUCCAAUGCCGCCUUGCUGCAGGAGAAGUGGGACGGUUUGGCAAGCAAACUGAGUCAGACUCAGAAGCAGAUAGAAGCAUGUGAGACAGCCAUGGUCUUUGCAUUUGUGGAGGGAACAUUAGCCAAGGCAGUAAAGAAGGGCCACUGGAUUUUGCUGGAUGAGAUCAACCUGGCUGCAGCAGAGACCCUGGAAUGUUUGAGUGGACUCUUAGAGGGCAGUGCGGGAUCGCUGGUGUUGCUGGACCGUGGAGAUUUUGCUCCCCUGGUUAGACACCUGGACUUCAGACUAUUUGCUUGCAUGAACCCAGCUACUGAUGUGGGGAAGAGAAACCUACCUCUGGGCCUCAGGAACAGGUUCACAGAGCUGUAUGUGGAGGAGCUGGAAAAUGAAGCAGACCUGCAGAUCCUGGUUUCAGACUACCUCAAAAACUUGAAUCCUCACAGGAGUGUAAUUGAUGGCAUCAUAAGUUUCUACCUGACAAUAAGAAAGGAGGCUUCCUCACACCUUGUAGACGGUACAGGUCACAGACCCCACUACAGCCUGCGCACGCUAUGCAGGGCACUGAAGUACGUGGCAGCAAACCCGUGCCACGCCGUGCAGCGCUCACUUUAUGAGGGUUUCUGUCUGAGCUUUCUGACUCAGCUAGACAGGAAGUCCCAUCCCUUGGUCCAGAAACUGGUUUGUCAGCACAUCUUGAAAGGAAACACCAAGUGUCUCAAACAACCCAUUUCGGCUCCUAAAGGUCGACCAUGUGUGGCGGCAGAGGGCUAUUGGGUGUCUCAGGGUGAGAUGGACCCAGCUGUGGAUCCCAGCUACAUCCUCACAGCCUCAGUCAAACUUAACCUAAGGGACCUUGCUCGAGUGGUAUCUGCAGGAAUUCACCCAGUGCUUAUCCAGGGGGAAACAUCUGUGGGGAAGACCAGCCUUAUACGCUGGCUGGCCGCAGCGACUGGUAACCAUUGCGUUAGAAUCAACAACCACGAGCACACUGACAUCCAGGAGUACAUAGGAUGCUACUCAUCAGACGAUCGGGGCAAACUGGUGUUCACAGAGGGCAUACUGAUCAGUGCCAUGAGAAAAGGUUACUGGAUCAUCCUGGAUGAGUUGAACCUGGCCCCCACUGAUGUUCUAGAAGCCCUCAACAGGCUGUUAGAUGACAACAGGGAGCUUUUUGUGCCGGAAACACAGGAAGUUAUCAAGGCUCACCCAAGAUUCAUGUUGUUUGCAACCCAGAAUCCCCCUGGUCUCUAUGGGGGUAGAAAGGUGCUUUCCAGAGCAUUCAGGAACCGCUUUGUGGAGCUGCAUUUUGAUGAACUACCAAGCCAGGAGUUGGAGACCAUCCUCCAUCUGAGGUGCAGAAUACCUCUAUCGUACUGCACCAAACUCGUCAAAGUCAUGACCGAACUACAGUCCUUGCGCAGAGGAUCAACUGUGUUUGCGGGCAAACAUGGCUUCAUCACUCUCAGGGAUCUGUUCCGCUGGGCUGAUCGCUACCGGCUGGAAGAGCAGACGGAAGCCUCUCAGGACUGGUUGCAGCAUUUGGCUGAUGAUGGGUACAUGUUGCUGGCAGGACGUGUUAGAAAGCCUGAGGAGGAGGCCACCAUCCUGUUCAUUCUGGAGAAGUACCUGAAGAGGACUGUGAACCCAGAAAAAUUGUUCUCUUUAAAACAGGUCACCAGCCAGUUUAGUCCUGUUGAUGGCAGUGUUGCUGUGCCAAAGGAUUUUCGCCAUGUAGUGUGGACACAAAGCAUGAGGCGGCUCGCUGUGCUCGUUGGACGAGCGCUUCGAUUUGGCGAGUCUGUGUUGCUCGUUGGAGACACUGGGUGUGGAAAGACAACAAUCUGCCAGCUGUUUGCAGCAUUAGCUGGCCAGAAGUUUUUCUCUGUCAACUGUCAUUUACACAUGGAAACAUCAGACUUCCUGGGAAGCUUGCGGCCUGUCAGACAAUCCACCCAGGGUGAUGGUGAUGAAUGCAGGCUUUUUGAGUGGCAUGACGGCCCUUUGGUUUUAGCCAUGAAGCAGGGUGGAGUGCUCCUAUUGGACGAAAUAUCCUUGGCAGACGACUCAGUCCUUGAGCGACUGAACAGUGUUUUAGAGACAGAGAAGUCACUUGUACUGGCGGAGAAAGGCAGUGGUGACGAUAAUUACGUGGAGCUCAUCGGAGCUGCUGAAGGUUUUCGUUUGGUUGCCACCAUGAACCCUGGAGGAGAUUUUGGCAAGAAGGAGCUUUCUCCUGCCCUCAGGAACCGUUUCACUGAGAUCUGGUGUCCUCAAAGCAAUGGGCGGACAGACCUUUGUCGGAUCAUCCAACACAAUCUGCGCCCAGGGCUAUCACUCGAUGGUGGUGAUAUUGCCGACCUGAUUCUGGAUUUUAUAGAGUGGCUCACCCUUCAGGAUUUUGGCCGACGCUGCAUCCUUAGCGUCAGAGACAUUCUUUCGUGGGUUAGCUUCAUCAAUGUCAUGUGCAAGCGGGAUGGUGAAGAAUGUGCAGAGUGGGACCACAAACUUGACGUUGUUAAAGCUCUCAUCCACGCUGCGUGUCUGGUUUAUAUAGAUGGUAUUGGUUCAGGAACCACUGUGUCCUGUUCCCACAAUGCCAUAACAGCACGCAGGAAGUGCUUGGGCUUUUUGCACCUGCGCUUGAGUCAAAUGAAUCAAGUAGAUCAAGAGACACUUGACGCCCUGAGGAUGUAUGACACCAGCCUUCUGCGUCAACCUCAGUGUGGUGAAGACUUCUUUGGCAUCCAUCCCUUCUACAUUACCCUAGGGCCUCUUAACAAGAGUGAUGAUUUAUCUGACUACACCAUUGCAGCAGGCACUACUGCAAUGAAUGCUCAAAGGCUUUUACGGGCAUUGAAGUUGCAGAGGCCUGUCCUACUGGAAGGGUCACCCGGUGUGGGCAAAACAAGUCUUGUGUCUGCACUGGCCAAAGCUUCAGGGAACCACCUGGUCAGAAUCAACCUGUCAGAGCAAACUGAUGUCACUGACUUGUUUGGGACCGAUUUCCCCGUGGAAGGAGGGAAGGGAGGACAGUUUGCAUGGCGUGAUGGUCCACUUCUGGCUGCUUUGAAGGCAGGCCACUGGAUUCUCCUAGAUGAGCUGAAUCUGGCAUCUCAGCCAGUGUUGGAAGGACUGAAUGCAUGCUUUGAUCACAGAGCAGAAGUCUUCAUUCCUGAGCUGGGCGUGACCUUCCAAGUUCAGCACGAGAAGACAAAAAUUUUCGGUUGUCAAAAUCCUUACACUCAAGGCGGCGGUCGUAAGGGGCUUCCUAAAUCUUUCCUGAACAGAUUCACACAGGUGUUUGUGGAUCAGCUGACCAACCAAGACAUGGAGUUCAUAGGAAAUUCCAUGUUUCCCACCAUUGACAAAAGAAUAAUUUCUAGAAUGGUCGAGUUCAGUGAUAGGCUUGUCCAGGAGGUGAGUGUCCAGCGACAUUGGGGUCAGAAAGGAAGCCCCUGGGAGUUCAACCUGCGUGACAUAUUCCGCUGGUGUCAGCUAAUUCAGGCAGACCAGUCGCCGGGAUUUAUUAACCCUGGUCAGCAUGUGGCUUUGGUGUAUGCAGAGAGGAUGAGAACCGAGGCUGAUAAGGCACAGGUAUUGGCUGUUUUCAGGAAAGUGUUUGGGGAGGACUUUAAGUCCUACACAUGUUCUAGACAAUUUCAUAUGACACCACGCAACUUGCAAGUGGGGUUUUCUGUCCUGCAGCGUAAAGGUGGAGCCCAUGUAUGCUUGGAUCCUCCUUUGUCCAUCACACACCAAGCACUGAGACCACUUGAGUCCCUGAUGAAAUGUGUUGAAAUGGGCUGGAUGACCAUACUGGUUGGGCCAAUGGGCAGUGGAAAGACCAGCCUGGUGAAACUCCUGGCUGUCCUGACAGGAAACCGCCUCCGAGUCAUGGCAAUGAACAGUACCAUGGACACGACGGAGUUGCUGGGAGGUUUUGAACAGGUGGAUAUCAUGCGGCCAUGGCAACAUGUUCUUCAAAGUGUCGACUACUUGGUUGCCCUGGUAACACGACAUAGCUUGUCUUUGCUGGAUGCGAGCCUUAAAGAGACAGAGUUUCUGCUGCGUACGUGGGGCCUGUUUUGCCAGUGGCUGAAGGAGCAAGCCUUGGUCAGCGUCAAUUCUGAGGCCAUAAACAAACUGGAAGUCAUCCUUCUCCUCCUGGAAAAGCUGAACAGAAAACUCAAAGUGUUUACAGAUAUGUCAAAGCUGAAACUGGACUUCAGGCUGCUGAAAGAGCGGAUGGUCCAGCUGGAGGAUGCCCGGAACAGUGGAGGCUUUGAGUGGUUGGAUGGAAUGCUGAUCCAAGCCCUGCAGGCUGGCGACUGGUUGCUCAUGGACAAUGUUAACUUCUGCAGUGCCUCUGUACUGGAUCGCCUCAAUGCUCUGCUGGAACCUGGUGGAUCUCUCACCAUUAAUGAACGUGGGAUAAUAGAUGGGAGCACCCCGAAAAUCACUCCGCAUCCUAAUUUCAGGUUGUUCCUGACAAUGGACCCUGUGCAUGGAGAGCUCUCUAGAGCCAUGAGGAACAGAGGAGUGGAGGUUUACAUCCCUGGGGAAAAUGACGGAAUCUCCUGGGAUGCUAUGGAUUUGAAAACAUUGCUACACUCUGCAGGAGUGAAGGGAGACUGUGUUUGCAAUUUGCUGAUUGACAUACAUACAAGCAUCAAAGGUGCCAUCUGGGAUUCUCCUGCCUCGUCAAUGGCUUCCAUUCUUCAUGCCGCCACCCUACUUUCCUGCCAGCUGCAGAGAGGUGUGGAUUUACCAAGUGCAUUGAAACAUGCCUGUGGAGAGGCUUACGCAUUCAGUCAACGCACAACAGUCAACCUGAAGCUAGCCAUGGAGGUGAUUGAGCAGAAGCUGACAGUCCUGGACAACGAGGACUGGGGAAGUGAGUUACUGUGUGCUGGCGUUUGGCCUGACAGCCUUCCAUCCGCGUUGCUCUCCACAGAGGAUUCAUGCUUCUCGACUGUCCUCCGUGAUGGGCAGGUGUUGUCUUUUUGCCUCAACGCCCUCAGUUUGCAGGGCAAACGGAAUCGCCCAUUAUGUCUGAGUGACCUGCAAAAGGUGUUGCAGAGCAGUGGUGUGCAUGAAACUCUGGUGUUCCCAGAGGGAAGUAUACAUUCAGAGACUGACGUUCUGCAGCUGGUGGCCCCUGCAGUCAGACUUAUCACGGAGAGAGCUUCUCAUGGAGACUGGAUCAUGCGCUGUCGCUGGCUCUCACAUUUGAGAAAAAGCUACAAAUAUGCCAAUGAUGCAGCUUUGGUUCAAGUGGAGGCAGGAAGCACUGCGCUAAAGGCUGUAUUUACCAGUAAGCUUGCUGCUAAGGGAAAAUCCAUUUCUGGGCAUCUCCAACCCCACAGCAAUGAUGAGUACAGGGUUUUGGUGGACAUGCGCUGGAACAAGCAGUACAUGGAUAUUUUAGCCAACAAGCGUGACUUUGAGGACAAGGAAAGCUACAAGGAGUAUCUCCAGGAACUGAAUGCUGUUGCCAACAGGAUUACUCUGAUGCUGGACAGAGAAGAGAGGGUUGUAAUUUGUGACUUCACUGUGAACAUGUCUGCUCACACCUGUGCCCUGAAAAUUGCCACAGCCUUCCUCAACGAGACUGUGGAUAUUGGUCACUUGCCUCAUCCAGUGUUGAUUCACCUACGCGCAUUCUUUGACCUGUUUGAUUCUUUCACGCUGCAUGCUAUUCAGAGCGGCCAGGCUUACAUCUCAGAUCACAUUAUGUUUGAGGUCCUGCAGCUUCUCUACUGGCGUGAUCGUUUCUGGGAUGUUUGCAGCAUGAUGCCAGCAGACACUCACGGGAUCUCCGUGCUGUCACUGCACUGGCAGUGGGUACAGAAGCAUCUGAUUCUGCGUCUGCCACUACUCUUGCUCGGAGAUGCGGAUAUUCAGUCAGAGAAAUACCAAGAGCUUAAAGCAGUUGCAGGAGCCAUCCAAAAUCUUCUGUCCAUUCCAGUUUGCUUGGCUGAUGUUUUAAAACGCAUCCAGAAAUCACUGGGGAAACCUCUGCCAUUCAAGUUGGAGACUGUUGCGGAGUGUGCAUCGCAGCUGAGGGUGCUAAGCAAAGCCAUUGAUGUGAGCAAUUACAAACUUGAUCAUGCCUUCAGUUCUUCGAAGCAGGAAUUAGUCGGUAUUCGGGUAGCAGGACUUGGUGUGGACAUCAAGCAGAAUCUGCUUGAAGCCUGGGGAGUCAUUCUACUAGUAAACAACCAGCUGGAUCCGCAGAAAUCUGGAAUAUUGGAGAGGUUGGUGUCAAGUGUGGAUGAACAACUGCGCCAAAUGACUGCCACUGGUCUCUUUGAGACACACAUGAAGUCUGAAGGGGAUGGAUCAACAGACACAGGAGUUUGUCUGUGUCAGCAAGAACUGCAGCACCUGAGUUGCAAAGCUCAACUCUGGCCACUGAUGGAGGAAGUGGCUGUACUCAACCAGUUGCGACUCAGCGCAGAUAUAAUACACUUGUCCUUUUCACACUGUGACAAAGAGGCGGAGGACAGAUUACAUCUGGAACUUUCUAGACAUCUUCACUACUGCCUGCAGUCAACGCCAAUGAAUGUCACCCAGCUCCUGCCACUCUGGUUUCUUCUCAAGAGUGAAAGGCCAGCGGAGGAGCUCCAGUUGGUGUGGUGUGAGCUGCUGUAUGAGGCUUUGGUUGCUCUGUGGACAAACAGUGUGACAGUCGACCCUGACCGCUGGCUGAAAUGGGACCCAGUCAACCCUGAGAUACAGUCCAAGCUCAAGACACAUUGUGGACCUAAAAACAUGGGCCCAGCCUUACUAAGUACAGCCGUCUGGUCACAUUGCACACUGGGGGUUCUCAGCAGGAGUGAGACUGAAAGACAGUGGGAACCAUCAGGCACGGCACUUCUCUUCAUCUCCAAUGUGACACUAAGAGAGUGGAAGGAAAAGGUUCAGCAGCUCCAGGAUUUGUCAGCUGUUUUGUGGGACAAUAUGGCCUUUCCAGCCCUGGCAGACUUAAGAUACACAGAUUUUAGUCUCCAGGGUGCAGUGCUACGCCGACAACUACAGAGUAUGACCGACCUGUUGCCUCCUCGCCUGAAAAUGGGUUACAUUGAGUAUUGCGAGAGCCUGUUUGAGCAGCCUAACCCACUUGUUGCUGCUCAUGAGAUCCAGAGGCUCCUCAGAGACCUCCUUCCCUCUAAACUGCUCCCAGGUGGAGUGUUGGAUGCCUGUAUCACCUGCCUGCAGGAAUAUGCUCAAAGCAAAGUUCAAAACACCAACUCUUUGGCAUGCGCUGGUGUUUUCUGGGUCAACAUGGGCUUACUCCAAAUCAAAGUGUGGGCACCCCAGACCAUCUUUGACCCAGCUGUCAAGAGGGCCUACAAACUCAACUAUGCCCAGCAAGAGUUAGGUCUCCUGGAGAAGGAGUGGAAAACACGGAGCCUGUCGUUUGAGCUGAUGACUGGAACAGAACUGAAGGAGAGUAGCACCACUGACAGCAUGCAGCAUCCUCGAAUCAGGUAUUUGUGGCUCCGUAUGCAGCAGGUGAAGGAGCAAAUAGCUGAACUUUCCAGGAAGCAGGCAUGUCGCCCCCAAGAACACCAGUAUGGGAAGUUAUUCCAGGACCUCCAGCACUACCUCUGUAGCAUUGGCCAGGCAUCAGCAGUGCAAGAUCUGCUCUCACGCUUACAAAGUGCCCUGCAGGGUUCCUCCUCAAUGUCAGCCAUCCAGGGUCUGCUGAAAGAGGAGGCUGUCUGGCAGAACUCUCAGCAGAGGUUCUGCAAUAGGCUGCAAGAAGACUACCCUCUUUACCCUGAUGUGGUCGGCCCAGUAAAGGCAGGAAUACUCCAACUCCGUUAUGGCAUGAAGCUGGUUGCCUCCCAAGUUUAUGCCUCAGUUUGUCAUGUGCCAGGACUUCCCAAACUUGUAUCCUGCCUCUUAUCCUUCCCAUCCCUGUCCUCCAGUCUACAAUCCCACCUGGAACAGGCUGACUUCCUCAGUUCCAACGAAAGUCUGGACAUUUUGCAUAACCUUGGGAAGCUGCUGCCACAAGAAACAAACCAAGUGCUGGCACAGCCGUCCACACUGCUCCUUAAUGCUUUGCUGUUUGUGCAGUGCCACGCACUUAGCACAGGACAGUUUAGUGAUGCAGCACAGAACACCUUUCGACACAUCUGCCAGGUUCUUGUGAACGAGUGGGACGAGAUGGAGAAAAACCAGAGAGAUCGUGAACAGGAAGAGGCUUCUCUGUACCGCAUCUCCAGUCAAAUGCAUGGCAGUGGACUGACUGAGGACCAGUUGGAGGAGAGGGACUUUAGACAGCAGUUCCCUCAGUUUGAUAAGGAUUUUGCAGACAUGUCUCAGCCAAGUUUAGAGGGCCCAACAGAAGAAGUCGUGGAGAAGCCAGACAUGAAAGAUGAAAGCAGAUUUCUCUCACCUAUUGCAAUGAGCACAGUGAUGCAGAUUCAUAAGCGCCUAUGCUUGGGAUAUGCCCGGUCAUUGUGGUACCAGGACACAGCACCAGCCGGUCAAAUCAGCGACUACAUUAAGACCUUGGUGUCCUCUUACCAAGUUGCUGCCCCCAUGAUUUCUAACUUCUACCAUCUGAUUGAUGCAGAAAUUAACCAGCAGCUUUCAGGCAGUGAGCUGCUGCUGUCCACUCUUCUCCAGAACACGGUGCAAGGCGUGUCAGGGUCUGAUGUUCUGGUUCUCACAUCAGAUGGACCUUAUGACUUCUAUCAACAGCCCAAUUUGAGUGAGGCCCGCCUUUGUCUUGCAGUCUUGCAACAAAUGAAUCAAGCUGUGAAGCAAAGACUUGAUGACUGGCCAGAGCACCCAGCCCUUGUGCAGGUGACUGUGGUGAUUGAAAGGAUCAUGGGUUUCAGUUUGUCAAGUCCAUUGGCAGAAUUCCUCAAUGGCCUGGAGAUACUGCUAAGUAAAGCACAAGACUGGGAGAAUAAUGCGUGCCGUGCGGUCUCCCUGAAGAAAGAACUGGAAGCGGUUACUCAGCUCAUUAUCCAGUGGCGCAAACUGGAGAUAAAUUGUUGGUCAAGCAGUCUGGACAAUGCAGUAAAGCAUCACAAUGAGAACUCAACGAAGCAUUGGUUCUCGAUUUACCAGCUAUUAGCCAAAUAUCUGGCUGAUCAGAAGAUGCAUGCUAAUGCAGGCAAGGAUAUGGGAGGCCUUUCCUUAGCCUCAUUGUCAUCCACACUCCAGGCUUUCAUGGAAGGGUCCAACCUGGGCGAGUUCCAUACCCGCUUGACUAUGUUGCUGACUUUCCACUGCCACCUCCUUCUGCUUCCUACUCAGCCUGGACAAGAUUUAUUGUCGAAUCUUCUGUGGAACCUACACAAAUACUACAGUCAAUUUUCUGACUGUAUUCAAAGCAAAAUCCUCCAGCUCAGACAGCCUAUAGAGAAGGAGCUCAAGGAUUUUGUCAAGAUCUCCAGGUGGAACGAUGUAAGUUUCUGGUCCCUCAAACAGUCAGUGGAAAAGACACAUCGGACCCUCUUCAAGUUUGUCAGGAAGUUUAAAGAGGCUCUUUACGGUCCCUGUCUGCCUGCUUUGGUUGAAGAGAAAAGCAGCGCCUCCCUCGAUAGUGUUGAUAGAAACCCAGAGGUAACACCAAUUCACCGAGUUCAUAAGGCACUCAAGGAGGCUCUGCCAGGAAAUAACAUAGAUCUUCAAGUCCAGAUCGAGGAGGGAGUUGAGUCGGGAUCUCUGCAAGGACGUCUACCUGUUCUGGCAAGAAAAAUGAAGAAAGUGUGUGCCCAGCACCUUGAGAAACACGCAUCACUGGAGCUGACUGAAGAUUUGGACUGCUUUACAGGCGAAAUCAUCAGAAACAUGAAGGACUUGCAGGGCCUCACCCUUGACAUGUCAGCAGAAAAAGACAAGCAGAAACUUCAAGUCAAACACAUCCUGCAGCAAAAGCAGAGAGCUCUGUCUGAUUUAUUCAAGAUGCUUGCAGAAAUCGGUCUGUCAUACCGUAAAGGGUUGGUGUGGAGCAGGACAGCAGACCCUGUGGACACGCUCUGCAUACAGCCACUGGAAAUGAGUGCCGCUUUUUCUACUGUCAGAACCCAGGAGACCAUGUUGAUGUCAGAGUUGAUGACCGCAUGGGAUGGGUGCCAGCGUUACUUCUACUGUUCGUGGGCGAGGACAAAUGCUUUGCAGGUGGCACUUCAGCGUGCUGGAAAAGAGCUGGGUCUGGGGAACAUCGAGCGCUGUCGAGGUUUCUCAUCUUAUCUUUUCCGGCUGCUCCUCAGACAGAGGCAACGUUUAGCCAUGUUGACUGAGCAGUGGGUCCAUCUCAGGAAGUUAAUCAGCACUGUCCAGGACAUUAAAGCCCAACUCCGAAGUCCAAUUGGGGACACAGAUGGCCCCCUUCUGCCCCAGGAACAUCUUCAUGAUUGGGUCAACAAAGGGCAGGCUCUAGCUGCUCAGUGUUCCAUCCUCCUGCAGCAACUGUCCUGGCUAUUGCAGUGCUGCCCUGAAGAUCCCCAGCAACUGGAAGGGGAAAAUAGAAGCUCUCCGAGAUUAGUCUCUCCGCUGGCAGAUCAUCGUCAGCCUCCUGGCUGCCUUAUGCGUAGAGGAGAUCCCAACUGGAGGCAGCUCAACCAGACUAUUGCUACCAUGCUGAAGCAGAUACUGAACUUAAAGACCGAGCUUCACAAUACAGCACAACAGAGCUCCGACGGAAUACUUCUGACAUGGAAACAUUUCCUCACGUGCUGUUCAGCUUUUGACCAGCUGAGCACUGUGAUGUCUGAACUGCGUGAUAUUGAACAGUUCUUCAUGCCAGCCACAUGUGCCGAAAACAAAGUCCUUCAACCAGCUGUCAUUCAGAGCCUGCAGUUUGUCAGCGGAGAGUUGAUGACAAAUAUCACUGAGUUCACCACUUGGAAGACACAGCUUCUUUCGGUUGGACAAUCUCCCUCGGAUGACCUGUCUGCAUUCUCUUCCGAGUUUGCUGUUGAGUUGGAGACAAACAUAAGCGGCAUGCUGUGUGCUGUCCAGACUCUUGUUAAAAGAAAGGAGAAUGAUGAGCAAAAAGGUCCAGAGAAGAUUACCAAGGAGGUUGGUGAGGAGCAAGCGGAAGACCUACUGAAGCCUCGACACCUCACCCAUCACAUGGAUGAGGAGCUUGCAGCUGAUGUGGAGGCUCUGUGUUUGAAGGAUGUGAACGCCAGGCUAGAGAGGCUCCUGAACUGCUUAAAGAUGCACACAAACUCCUGCGAGCCACAAAAGCUUCAGGAGGUAAACCGAUCGUGUAGGAUGCUGGUUUGUGUCGAGCCUCUGCUUGGGAUUUACUCUGACCUGGUUCGCUACUACCUGGCUGUGUCAGUGGGAGUCCACAGGUCCACCGGAAAACUGCUGUCUGUAUUGGCGAGCAUCUUCACCGAGCUUGCUCAGAAGGGUUUCUGCCUGCCCCAGGAAAUUGCUGCUGGAGAUGGCGAAGGUGCCACAGAGUUUCAUGACUAUGAAGGUGGCGGUAUAGGAGAAGGCGAAGGCACCAAGGAUGUCAGUGACAAGAUUGAGAACGAAGACCAGGUGGAGGACACCUUUACUGAGGGUCAGGAGAAAAAAGAAGAACAAGAUGACAAGAAAAUUAAAGCGGAAGACAAUGCAGUUGAGAUGUCAGAGGACUUUGAUGGCCAAAUGCAUGACGGCGAUGAAAAUGGUUCUGGUGGAGAUGAAUCUGAUGAAGACAAAGAGAAGGAAGACUUGGACAAAAAAAUGGGGGACCUGGGUGAUGGGCAGACAGAUACUCUGGAUGAGAGAAUGUGGGGCGAUGAGGAGGAUGAUGAAGAGGGAGAAGAUGACAAAGAGGAAGAGUCUGGCCAAGGCGUGGACCAGGCUGAAUCUGAAUUAGUGGCAAAGGACGACAACUUGGAUGCUGCAGAAAACAACAAAGAUCAAGAAAAAAAUGGCAACGAGGAACAGAUGGAUGAAGAGGAAAGAGAUCAAAUCCACGAACAAGGAGACGAGCGGGAGUUUGACGAAAAUGAAGUGGACCCUUAUCAUGGCCAGCAGGACAAGAGACCUGAACCUGAUGCUUUGGAUCUGCCUGAGAAUAUAAACCUGGACCAAGAUGACGAGAUUGAAGACAAGGGAGAUGAUGAAGAUGACGAAGAAAACCCACUUGACAUUGAUGACAAAGGCAUGGCUAAAGAAGGGGAAGAAGACGGUCAGAAGGAUGGAGAUGAACAAGAAGGAUGUGAGCAGAUGGAGCAGGACCAGUCAGAGCAACAAGAAGACAACAGCUUGGAACCAGAGCCUAAGACUGAGACGGAAGAUGGUGGGGAAGAAGACCAAGGGAGUGCGGAGGAAGAAAAAGAGGACCAUGGCCAAAAGGAAGGAAAACAUGAAAAUGUUCCAAGGGACGAAGGACCCAAUACUAAGGAUCCUGAUGCAGAAGGUAUGGAUGAGGAUGAGGAGGAGCAGCCAGAAUCAUCUGAGAGGGAAGAGCAUAACGCUGAUGGGCAAACAGGGGAGCAGAAUUUCCAGAGUGACACAGCUGUGGAGAUGGCAGGAGAAGCGUCACACACAGACCAAGUGAAAGAGGAGCACGGGAGUGGAGCAUCUGAUGCCAACGAAUCAGCAGGUCACGAGUCAAAGUUGACCGCAAGGAUGGCUUCACAGACGCAGACACAGAACAAGACUCAGAGCUUUAAGCGAAAACCCGGUCAAGCUGACAAUGAACGAUCAAUGGGUGACUACAAUGAGCGUAUCAAUAAGCGUCUGCGUACAGUGGAGAGCUCCAAGAAUAAGACGCAAGACACAAGGCAACUUGACAGCAAGCUGGAAUCCGACCUGUACGAGUAUAUCAAAGAGGGAGACGAGGCUUAUGACACUCAAACCUAUGAUGUCGCCAAUGCUGAUCAGCAGAAAGCAGCAGGACCUCAACAGGACAAGGUUGAAGAUCAGGAUGAAGAUGUUUUAAUGGAAACAGAACAUCAGGACGAAGACUUACAAGCUGCUGAGGUCCAGGAACUGAAACAUGAGAAAUUGGACCCAACAAAUCCCACACAGAAAGGUAUAGAGAAUGGGGAAAUGGAGCUGCAGAGGCAGGAAAACGAUGAAGAUGAACAUAUGGACAGCCAGCCACCCAGAGCAAAAGAGAAAGCUGAGAAAAACACAGAAUCAACCUUUCACACGGUCCCUGAACUACUGAUCAACAACAUGCAGAAAUUAGAGAGAGACCCUGAAGUCAUCAGAAGAGAGAUGGAGCUGCAGUUAGCACUGUGGCACAAACUGGCUCCAGGAACUGAGGAGGAGGAGAGGGCAGCAGAAAACAUGUGGCGCCAGUACCAGACUUUGACCUCGUCUCUAUCACAGCAGCUGUGCGAGCAGCUCCGCCUCAUUCUGGAACCUACACAAGCUGCCAAGCUUCGAGGUGAUUACCGCACAGGAAAACGGCUCAACAUGAGAAAAGUGAUCCCAUACAUUGCAAGUCAGUUCCGUAAGGAUAAGAUAUGGUUGAGGAGGACCAAGCCCAGCAAAAGACAGUACCAAAUUUGCCUGGCAAUAGACGAUUCAUCCAGUAUGGUGGACAACCAUUCCAAACAGCUGGCGUUUGAAUCCCUUUCAGUGAUUGCCAAUGCCCUGACUCUGUUGGAAGUUGGACAAGUGUCUGUCUGCAGUUUUGGCGAGCAGGUGCAGCUUCUCCACCCCUUCCAGCUGCAGUUCAACGAUGAGUCUGGUGCUCGCAUCCUCCGACAAUGUCAGUUCCAGCAGAAGAAGACCAGAAUUGCUCAGUUUCUAGAGAGUUCCACCAAGAUGUUUCUUGCAGCACGACAGCAGUUUCCAGGAUCUACAAAUUUAGAGACGUCCCAGCUGCUGCUGGUCGUGUCGGAUGGUCGAGGACUGUUCCUUGAAGGGAAAGAGCGGGUGAUGGCGGAAAUACGAGCGGCACGAAGUGCAAACGUGUUCCUCAUUUUUGUGGUACUUGACAGCCUUUCUUCACGGGACUCCAUCCUGGACAUCAGAGUUCCAGUAUUCAAAGGACCGGGAGAGCUGCCAGAGAUCCGCUCCUACAUGGACGAAUUCCCCUUCCCGUUCUACGUCAUCCUGCGAGAUGUCAACGCCCUGCCAGAGACCCUGAGCGAUGCACUGCGCCAGUGGUUUGAACUGGUCACGGCCGACGACCUGUGACCCCUUCUUGGUGGACCUUUUCAUCACGGAAGCAAAUCAGCAGGCAUGAUCCAGUCUGCCGCACCUGUAAUGUGCCUUCAUUUUCAUACAUUUUAGGACAAUCUGCUCAAAUUAUUUGAUGAGUUUGAUAGAAACAUUUACAGGUGUGUUAUUAUUUUUUUGAUCUUAAUCAGGGAGCAUCUGUCUGUCAUGGUCGCAUGAAGUUGCAUAUGAAGAGAGUCUUUGAUGCUUGAAUCAGUAUAGACAAAGUAGUACAGUAUGUGAUCAUAGAAAGUCAUUUGGUUUGUGUCAAAGACUUACUUUGACCAUCGCCAAGAAACGAUAGAUUUGGCCUGCAAAACAAAUAACAUGGCAAGAUCUAAUCACACCAUUUUUACAAGAAACAUUUCAGACCUUUUUUCCAUUCAGGCCCGCAGCUUUUAUGAAUUAUGUAUUAAAUUAUUCAAGAGGCGCAGUUGCGGAAAUAUAAAUCAUGAUACAAAG
Messenger RNA from Nerophis lumbriciformis (worm pipefish), 16967 nucleotides. It is a transcript of the gene mdn1, whose product is annotated as midasin AAA ATPase 1. The record is from RefSeq and is a predicted model, not a curated record. Gene Ontology annotation, biological process: ribosomal large subunit assembly; ribosomal large subunit export from nucleus. Gene Ontology annotation, molecular function: ATP hydrolysis activity; ATP binding. Gene Ontology annotation, cellular component: preribosome, large subunit precursor; nucleus. NCBI's taxonomy places the organism in Eukaryota, Metazoa, Chordata, Actinopteri, Syngnathiformes, Syngnathidae.